GUGCUCACUGACAUUGAUUCCAGGAGUUCCGCGCUUCUGUAAGUCAACUUUUCUUGUAUCUAAUGGUAGAACAUGAAUCGUUUGGAGUUCUAGUUUCUAUGAUCUGGGGAGGAAGUCACUGCAAAGUGCUCGCUUCAUUUUUCAGCACCCGAGAAAUAAGAUAACAGACUAUAUAUCAGUAAGAGGAAUGGUUGCCAGAGACCGAUACGUAUUGCAGUUGUUAACUGGACCUCAACAAGUAACCAUGGAGUUACCUAUUUGAACUUAGUAACUUGACCAUGAGCGCUGAUUCUGUCGGGAAAAUGUUAUCAAGGGACAAAGUUAUGCCUGCCAACGAUUCCCUAUAUCUUUGGACGACAUCUUCGGUUUUGAGAGCAGCCGGCAACUCUAGUGGACGAAACUUAACAAACUCUGAGUAUCUUUCUGAAAAUCGUUUUCUUAGUCCCGUCAACCCCUACCAUCCAUUUGCAUGGCCCUUGGAAGUAGGGAUUGUAUUUAUCAUUCUCUAUUCUAUGACGACGUUAUUGGCUAUUAUCGGUAAUAUAACAACAAUUAUUGUUUUUACCAAAGGUAAACGGUCAAAAACAGAUAUACGACCUUUCUUAUUGAAUUUAGCGUUUUCGGACUUAAUUAUGGCUAUCUUUUGUAUCCCAUUUACUUUCACCCACGAGCUUUUGGGUACUUGGGUGUUUUCGGUCCCUAUGUGCCCUAUAGUUGUGUUUUUGCAAACUGUCUCCGUUUCCGCUAGUGUCUCAACCAAUAUGGUAGUUGGCAUCGACCGUUUUCAUGCAAUUGUCUCCCCUUUGAAAUCCCACAAUGCAACAUCCCGAUACAAAAUUAUUAUUUUGUGCAUAUGGAUAUACGCUGUGUCCUUGAGUGCUGUCCAGUUAAAAGUGUGUGAAACAACUAACAAAAACGGAAGUAUAAGAUGUGAUGAAGAAUGGCCGGACGACGGAUUACGGAUCGCCUAUUCUGUUCUCGUGCUAAUGUUGACUUACGUGAUCCCACUUUUAAUUUUGACCAUUACCUAUUCCAUUGUUGGUUGUAUUCUUUGGAAACGUAAAACCCCUGGAAAUGCAGACGCCCAAAGGGAUUCAUACCAAAUUAAGUCUAAAAAGAAGGUAGUAAAAAUGCUGGUCACUAUAGUAACGUUCUUCGGUCUGUGCUGGCUUCCGCUUCAUACUUUUAUCCUGGUGAUGGAGGUGACAAACAUGGACAAACAAGCAGACGACAAUCUCAUUAAAGUCCUCGGCUACAUUUACUUCGUUGCUCACUGGCUUGCUAUGUCUAAUUCCUUUGUGAAUCCACUCAUUUACAGUUUUAUGAAUGAAAACUUCAGAUACGACCUCAGGACUUUACUGUUCCAGAUUUGUCCUUGUGUUGGACGAUACUCCAGAGGUCGACAUAAAGUAGUUAAGAGAAGAUCUCGUGGAAACGGUUACCAGUUGUACACAUACACAUGCGCUAAUACUCCUGACCCGACUUCAAAUGGCAGGUGGCUUGAGAGGAGUCGCACACAAGUCACCCGUAAUGGUAAAAGCACGGUAAAUGAUGACGCAAAACGAAAAAUGUCGUCCGCAUCAUGUUAAUAUGCAUAAUUUGUUGUUGUUUUAAAAAGAACUUUUGUAUUUCAAAAUAAAGAAAGAAAACUUUU
This is a messenger RNA of Saccostrea echinata, 1654 nucleotides long. Its product is annotated as neuropeptide Y receptor type 5-like. Gene Ontology annotation, cellular component: membrane. Gene Ontology annotation, molecular function: neuropeptide Y receptor activity; peptide binding. The coding region runs from base 279 to 1589 and encodes 436 amino acids. The record is from RefSeq and is a predicted model, not a curated record. Lineage: Eukaryota; Metazoa; Mollusca; Bivalvia; Ostreida; Ostreidae. The transcript has 4 exons. Gene Ontology annotation, biological process: G protein-coupled receptor signaling pathway.